Glycine soja is the source of this 1140-nucleotide messenger RNA. RefSeq names its product probable inactive 2-oxoglutarate-dependent dioxygenase AOP2. The record is from RefSeq and is a predicted model, not a curated record. Gene Ontology annotation, molecular function: dioxygenase activity. The transcript has 3 exons. Bases 98 to 1045 code for a protein of 315 amino acids. Lineage: Eukaryota; Viridiplantae; Streptophyta; Magnoliopsida; Fabales; Fabaceae.
UCCUUAGGGCUAGCUAUACUGUUGAAUUGUACGACCAACUCUCUAUAUAUAGCGCCAUUUUGUGUAAGAACAAUCCGCAGCUGGAGAGAGAGGGAAUAUGGAAAGUGAGAGUGAGGUGACGAUGAUCCCAUGUUUUGAUUUUUGCAAGGCAUUAGAAGAAGGCAGUGAGGAAUGGAAAGAGAUGAGCAAGAAAGUGAGAGAAGCAUGUGAGAGUCAUGGCUACUUCCUCUUGAUGUGUGAUGAGAUCAUCCCUGAGAGUGUACGUGAAGAGAUGUUUGAUGGUAUGAAAGAAUUGUUUGAUUUGCCUGAAGAAACAAAGCAGCAACACAUAUGUCAAAAGCCUUAUAGGGGCUACAUUGGCAAGAACUCUAUCAUUCCCCUCUGUGAAAGCUUUGGGGUCGAUGAUGCUCCUUUCUCAGCUACGGCUGAGGCCUUAUCAAACCUCAUGUGGCCUCAAGGAAACCCACAUUUCUGUGAGACACUGAAGACGAUGAGCUUAAAGAUGUUAGAAUUAAGUUUCAUCGUCAUGAAAAUGAUUGUGGAGGGUUAUGACCUUCCCCAACAUUACAUAUUGGAUGUUAAAAACAUGAAGAGUUCUAGCUAUUCACGAUUGAUCAAGUACAAAGUUCCUGAAAGCAACAAUGACUUAGAGACUGCCCUGCCGCCUCACACUGACAAUAGUGCCAUAACCAUUUUAUGCCAACAUAAAGUCCAGGGGCUCCAGGUGUUAUCCAAAAUAGGAAAAUGGAUUGAAUUGGAGAUACCCCAAGAUGGCUUUGUGGUCAUUGUUGGUGAUAUACUAAAGGCAUGGAGCAAUGGGAGGCUUCAUGCAGUCACACACAGAGUGGCAUUGAGCGGAGGCAACGAGAGGUACUCGUUUGGGCUUUUUGCAAUGCCAAAGGAAGAGAUGGACAUUGAGGUGCCCCCUGAGUUAGUCGAUGACCAAAUUCAUCCCCUUCGUUAUCGCCCAUUCAAUUAUGGAGAGUACUUCAACUACUUUGUUUCAAAUCCCAGAGAAGCUCUUGAAGUGUUUGCAUGUCUUUGAAUGAUUUAUGAUACACAUGCAAUUUAUAAAUAAGUACAUAUGUAAGGCAAAAUAUAUAAGAGAUUGAUAUAGAACUUCUAUUAUUAUUAUUAUUA